CGGGCGGGGGCACUCCUGACUCCCGGCUGACGAGCCCGGCGCAGUUUCCUCCGCUCGCCAUGUGUGUCAUCCAGCCCGACCCAUGAUUCACCUCCUGGGCUGCUCAAAACCCUCCCGAGCUGCUCCCCAGCCCUCUCAGAGGGGCUGGUCCAAGCGGCCCCCCGCGCUCGGGGCUCGGAGGAGAAGAUGGGACGAGCCUGGCUGGCGCUCGGGGUCCUGGCGCUCUGCGCCGCUGGAGCCUGGGGGGGCAACAUCUGCACCACCCGUGGGGUGAACUCCUGCAAGCAGUGCCUGGCUGUCAGCCCCCUCUGUGCCUGGUGCUCUGCUGAGGUCUGGGCACAGUCGUCCCCUCGCUGUGACCUCCGUGCCAACCUGCUGCACAACGGCUGCGGGCAGGAGCACAUCGAGUCCCCCAGCAGCAGCGUCACCAUCCUGGAGGACAGACCCCUCAGCAACAAAGGCUCAGGGGGGGCCACCACCACCCAGAUGAGCCCCCAGAGAAUUCGGCUGAACCUGAGGCCGGACGACUCCCAGGUCUUCCGUGUCCAAGUGCGUCAGGUGGAAGACUACCCUGUGGACAUCUACUACCUGAUGGACCUGUCCAACUCCAUGAAGGACGACCUGAGGAACAUCCAGAACCUGGGCACGAAGCUGGCCAGCGAGAUGCGCAAGCUCACCAGCAACCUCCGCAUCGGCUUCGGGGCCUUCGUGGACAAGCCCAUCUCCCCCUACAUGUACAUCUCCCCUCCAGAAGCCGUGGAGAACCCUUGCUAUGAGAUCGGUGAGACCUGCCUGCCCAUGUUCGGGUACAAGCACGUGCUGUCGCUGACGGACGAGGUGACCCGGUUCAACGAGGAGGUGCGGAAGCAAAGCGUGUCCCGGAACCGCGACGCGCCCGAGGGCGGCUUCGAUGCCAUCAUCCAGGCCACUGUGUGCGAGGAGAAGAUUGGCUGGAGGAAUGAUGCUUCCCACCUGCUCGUCUUCACCACGGACGCCAAGACCCACAUCGCCCUGGAUGGGCGGCUGGCCGGCAUCGUGCAGCCCAACGACGCCCAGUGCCACAUUGGCAAGGAUAAUUUCUACUCUGCCAGCACCACACUGGACUAUCCCUCUCUGGGCCUGAUGACUGAGAAACUCUCACAGAAGAACAUCAACUUGAUCUUUGCUGUGACAGAUACAGUUGUUGGCCUCUACCAGAACUACAGUGAGCUAAUCCCAGGCACAACCGUGGGCACCUUGUCCAGAGACUCCAGCAACGUCCUGCAGCUCAUCGUGGACUCCUAUGGGAAAAUCCGCUCCAAGGUGGAGCUGGAGGUGCGGGACCUCCCCGAGGAGCUGUCCCUGGCCUUCAACGCCACCUGCCUCAACGACGAGGUCAUCCCUGGGCUCAAGUCCUGCGUGGGGCUCAAGAUCGGGGACACGGUGAGCUUCAGCAUCGAGGCCAAGGUGCGGGGCUGCCCCCAGGAGCGGCACAAAUCCUUCACCAUCAAACCCGUGGGCUUCAAGGACAGCCUGAGCGUGGAGGUGACCUUCGACUGCGACUGCUCCUGCGAGAGCCGCGCCGAGCCCCGCAGCCCGUCCUGCAGCCGCGGCAACGGCACCUUGGAGUGCGGGGUGUGCCGCUGCCACGCCGGGCGCCUGGGCUCGCACUGCGAGUGCUCGGAGCAGGAGUACAACCCCUCGCAGCAGGACAACUGCAGCCCCCGGCCGGGCCAGCCGCUGUGCAGCCAGCGCGGGGAGUGCAUCUGCGGGCAGUGCGUGUGCCACAGCAGCGACUUCGGCAAGGUCAGCGGCAAGUACUGCGAGUGCGACGACUUCUCCUGCGUCCGCUUCAAGGGCCAGAUGUGCUCGGGCCACGGGAAGUGCAGCUGUGGGGACUGUGUGUGCGACCCGGACUGGACGGGCGACUACUGCAACUGCACGACGCGCACGGACACGUGCAUGUCCGGCAACGGGCUGGUCUGCUCCGGCCACGGCUCCUGCGUGUGCGGCCGCUGCGAGUGCACCCAGCCCGGCUCCUACGGGGACACCUGCGAGAGGUGCCCCACCUGCCCCGACGCCUGCACCAUCAAAAAAGCCUGCUGUGCUCAGGGGGGAGGCUCCUGCUCCCUGCCAGGGGAGGAUGAAGCCUUCCUGGGCCCGGAGGAGCUCCACAUACCCAUGGCCAGGCAGCCCCAGAGCUGCUUUUAGUCGCCCUGGGAGUGCUGAGCCCCCUCCAACCCUGCCCUGCUCUGUGCUGCAGACUGCCCGAAGGGGCCCGACGUGCUGGUGGUCCUGCUCUCGGUGACAGGGGCCAUCCUGCUCAUCGGCCUGGCUGCCCUGCUCAUCUGGAAGCUCCUCAUCACCAUCCACGACCGCCGGGAGUUCGCCCGCUUCGAGGAGGAGAAGGCCAGGGCCAAGUGGGACACGACCCACAACCCUUUAUAUAAAGAGGCCACAUCCACCUUCACCAACAUCACGUACCGGGGGAACAACUAAGGAUGCCACACCCAGCGCUGGCUGUGGGAUCAGCCAAGGAUCCAUGGAACCUUAAGGAGUCCAGUUUACAGAAGCCCUUGUGUGUGUGAGCCUGUGUGAACGUGUCUGUGUGUAAUUUAACACCCCCUUGACUGCCUCCAGGCCCUCCAAGUGUUGUCCAUCACCCCUCUGUGACUGCAGGGACGUGCUCUCCAGGCAAACCUCGGUCCUUACCUCGCGGGUCGCUCGCGGAGCCGGCGGCCCCUCCAUACACUGGACACAGAGAAAUGGGACUUUCUCUGCCAGUCUGUGAACUCUUUGGUGCUCAUCGGGCCAAGGGGACUUCAGGAGUGGCCACUCAAACCACACUGAGCUGUUUUCUCCUCCACGGCCCGUGCUGGUGAAGCCCUGCCUGUCGGAUCACUGGACUCAGUCCCGCUGGGCACAGGAGCCAUCUCCUUGGGCACAGGGCAGCUGCCAGCAGGCAGGAGCCAUCACUGCUUUGUGGGUUCAGGACACUGCUUCUGAGCAGCCCAGCAACCCCUUUCCUCCUUGCACCCCCGUGUUCUGGCACUGCUGUGAGCCAGGGUGGUGAGAAGCUGUGCCCUCCCUCACUGCCCCCACGUGCACUCGGUUUGCACCCCCAGCACCUCCAUGUAGCACCAGCUGUGCUGGUCCCAGCCACAGCCUGGCUCAGCCCCUGGGAUGGUGCUGAGCUCCCCAUGUCCCCCCUCACUGUCCUCAUGCCACAGCCCACAUGGAUGUGCAGGCAGCAGCCUCGGGAGCUCAUGAUGCCCCUUAUUCCUCAGGCCUGGCCACCUCUCUCCCCUCUGUGUUUUCUGAGCUGUGUAACUGCACCCUGCCUGGUUUUCUGCACAGCUCAGGGUUCCAGCAGAGCAGGCAGGGCUCAGGCUGUGUCCUGCUGCCUGGGGCUGUGUGUCACCCGUGGGGGAAAACAAAGAGAUGUCCCAGUUUGGCUGUAGCAGUGCUGCUGCCUGGUCCCUGCCCUGCCAGAGCACAGUGGCUCAAUUCCCCUCAGCUGCCCCAAAAACCAGCAGCAACCUCGGGCCCGGUGUGGGGUUUGCCCCGAGGGCCCCAGCAGAGUGUUGGCUGAGCUGGUGGUGGCCCUGUGUCCCUGUCCCCUGGCUGUCCCAGCAGUGUGGGAGCAGGGGCAGGGCUUGGUGCUGGGUGGGAUCUGGGGCUGAGCCCCAGGGAGGGGGGUGGAUGGGCAGCACCAGAGCGGCAGCAAA
Messenger RNA from Manacus vitellinus (golden-collared manakin), 3707 nucleotides. It is a transcript of the gene ITGB3, whose product is annotated as integrin subunit beta 3. Gene Ontology annotation, molecular function: integrin binding; fibrinogen binding; fibronectin binding. Gene Ontology annotation, biological process: integrin-mediated signaling pathway; cell adhesion mediated by integrin; cell-matrix adhesion. NCBI's taxonomy places the organism in Eukaryota, Metazoa, Chordata, Aves, Passeriformes, Pipridae. The transcript is spliced from 13 exons. Gene Ontology annotation, cellular component: focal adhesion; cell surface; integrin complex. The record is from RefSeq and is a predicted model, not a curated record.